GCUUCUUUCCCACGACUUUCGUGCUUCCAUUUUUCAGAGAACGUUCAUUUUCUAUUCAAUUGCGGUAUGAGUUGAAAAGUAAUAAUCUUCUGGUGAUUAUUCAGGGUGUACUAAUUUUAAUAAAGUUUUAGAGGUGAAAAAUUGUGGAUAUUUGUUAAGUUGGGUUUAAAAGUGCAGAAGAUAAUUAGCAAAUAAAUUGUCUAAUAAAAAUGUUUAAAAAACAAAAGUGAAAAAGAAACGCUGAAAAUUGAGGAAAAAACUUCACGUUUCAUGCCGGUGUGGCUGGUAUUGCAGAAGUAUAUACCGUUUUAUAUACAUAUAUAUAUAUAUAAAUUAUUUAAUUGAAGGCUGAUUGAGGCGGAGGCGAAAGGAAGUGAAGUUAAAAAUUGAAAAAUUAUAUAUUGGUAAAUAAUUGCCAUGGCUGACGGUGCCGUGCUAGAUCUUUAUGCUGAAGACCUGGAUAAAGAUUUUGCCGCGCAGAACCAGGAUGAAUUUGCUGGUGAAGGCGUUGAUUUAUAUGACGAUAUAGGUGGUCCGACAGAAUCUGCAUCUGUUACUUCAGGCGCGACAGUGUCUGCUAAUUCAGCUGAAAACGCGACGCCAGUGGUUGGCAGUGACACAGCCGGGAAUGGUGGCGGCUCAAAUGGUCUUUACCAUCAAGGUGGUGGUAGUUUAACACCUAAUCAUAUGGGCCGACGUUAUCAACUCUAUGUCGGCAACUUAACUUGGUGGACAACUGACCAAGAUAUUGCUAACGUUAUGCGUGAAAUCGGGGUAAACGACUUCCAAGAGGUGAAGUUUUUUGAAAACAGAUCGAAUGGUCAAUCGAAAGGAUUCAGCGUUAUAUCACUUGGAUCCGAAGCAAGCUUACGGCUAGUCUUAGAACGUCUGCCAAAAAAAGAGCUGCAUGGUCAAGCUCCGGUAGUAACGUAUCCAACAAAGCAGGCGUUGAACCAGUUUGAGAGUUUACAGAAGACACGUCCGGUACCACCGUCGCAACAGAAUGGACCACCACGUGGUCCCGCGCCUCCGAAUAUGGGCGUGGGUGGACCAUUGCCUCCACAUCCAGGUGGUCAAGGCGUACCUCCCGGUCAUCCACCACGUAUGAUGAAUCCCAAUAUGGCACCCGGUCAGUACCGCCCACAACAUAUGCCACAGGGUCCACCUGUAGGACCGAAUGCGGGCCCACCACGUAUGCAGGCGCCAAUGCAUCAGGGCGGCGGACACAUGGGGCCACAACAACCAUUGCCCGGUCCACCGCCACGCUAUCCGCCCAAUCAAGGACAGUGGGCGGCUACAGGACAGCCACGUCCGAAUGGACCACGUACAGGACCGCCAAAUGGACCUCCGCAGCGUCCUCAAAUGUUUCAAGGUCCACCAGGAGGAAUGCCGAUUCGGGGUCCACGACCAGACUGGAGUAGACCACCUAUGCAUGGAGGCUUUCCGCCUCAAGGUCCACCUGGUGGUCCACCGCAAGGACCUCCUCACAUGCAAGGUCCACCACGUGGUCCGCCUGGUGGCCCUCCUCAACUGGGCCCGGGCGGGCCUCCAGGAGGUCCUCAUGGAGGUCCUGGUGGGCCAGCACCACACGUGAAUCCGGCAUUCUUCGCUCAGCCGGGCGGCCCGCCUCAACAUCCGGGCGGUCCACCCAUGAGUGGUCCCCCCCACGGCCCUCCUGGACCGCCGCAACAGGGAAUGGGUAUGCCACCACAGCAUGGCCCACCACCUCAUUUUGCCCAACAAGGGGCACCUCGCGGUCCAUGGCCGGGUCCUGCUCCAGCGAAACCACAAGGUCCGUUUCCAGACCAGACAUUAGGCCCCCAGUUAACCGAAGUAGAAUUUGAAGAGAUCAUGAGCAGAAACCGUACUGUAAGCAGUUCAGCUAUAGCCAGGGCCGUUUCAGAUGCAGCAGCUGGUGAAUAUUCCAGUGCGAUUGAAACUCUGGUCACGGCUAUUUCUCUUAUCAAACAGUCGAAAGUGGCGCACGAUGAGCGUUGUAAAAUAUUGAUCAGCUCUUUGCAGGACACCUUGCAUGGCAUCGAAACAAAAAGUUACAAUCGCAGAGAGCGUUCACGAUCGCGAGAGCGGACCCAUCGCCCUAGGCAACGCAGGGAGCGUUCAUCAUCUCGUUAUAGAGAGCGCUCACGUGAUAGGGAGCGUGAACGUGACCGUGAUCGUGAAGGAGGAUAUAGGGAACGUUCUAGAAGCCGAGAACGUGAACGUCCCGUCCCAGAUCACUAUAGAGAUGAUAGUAGCUCCAGUCGUUCUGCACGUCCACGUAAAUCUCCUGAAGCCAUCGCGGAGGUAGUAAGUGAUGUGCCAUCGAAACGCAGUUAUUACGAGGAGCGUUAUCGAUCAUCAGAUCGUGAUCGUGAGCGCGACAGAGAACGGGAGCGAGAGCGUGAUAGAGAUCGGGAUCGGGAAAGGGACCGAGAUCGGCGUGAGGAACAUCGCUCGCGGCACUGAAUAGACAGUGGGGCAAAAGAGUAAUCCAAAUCAACGCUUGCAACAAAGUAAAUAAAUAUACACAACAAGAAAGCAAUCAACGGUACUUUUAAAAGUCGUACACUUUGAUUGCGUGCAAUGCAGAAAUCAUAGGAAAAUAAUCAACCACGACAGGCUCCAUAGCAAAGUUUGUUUGCGAAUUUUCACUUUCAAUUGAUUACCAUUAUUUUUAAUAGAUUUAAAUGAUCUAAACAUGCAAAAUAUAAAAUAACAUAAUUUUAAUGGAAUCGCAAAAUGCGGUUUCAGGAUAGACGACUUCGAAUGGAAAACAGAAUUAGCUCAGCGGAAUCGUCUUGAUAAAAAUAUAUAAGGAAAUAUACAUACAUAGAUGUAAACUCUUAAGUCGGAAACUAUCAAUUUGAAACGCGUCAUGCAAAUCUUCAAUCAAGGUUUUAGCAGGAAUAUAUCCAGCAAUAUUUUUGAAGGAAAAGCGGUUAUAUUACAUACUUGCAUUACGCAGUAUAUAUACAUACAUGAACUCAAGAUUUAUUAAGUGGAAUUGUAACAACUGGCGGCAUCAGUAAAUAGCGAUUGAUUAUUUGCGAAAUCUUUCCUGCGCGUUCACAUCAGAAGAAGAUUGUAUAUUGAUAUUUCCAUUUAUUAAUAAAAAAAAUUAAAAUGUUAAAUUGCAAACUACUGUAUUAUUGUCUUUUAUGCUGAAUUACCUAUUUAUAUAAUUAUAUAAUCACUCUUAUAUACGAAUGUCUUUACAUAUUUAGAUGCACCACUGUUUCGUGCGACAUUAUUAUUAUUGUUAUUUAUUAUUUAUCAGCCCUAUAUUUAUUAUUAUUGUUAACUUCCUUCUCAUUAUAAUAUUGUUUUCAUUGUUUAUUUUUAUUUGAAUGUAAAAUAUCCGUGUACUAACAGUAAACGUCGUAACACCCUUCUGAUUGCACACAGAACUAACAAACAAACUUUAUACAUAGAUUUCCUGCCGUAUAUAUUGAUAAUUUGAUACUUUCGAUUUUCUUUAAGUACCUAGAUCUGUAAAUUAAAAAUUUUCGGGAAAAGGUUUAUAUUCUGACUUUUUGUUUGUUAUCCCCUAGGCAUUAUGAAUCAUUUGUUUAAACAUUAAUAUAUAAUUUUAAUCACUUAUGUAUAUUCGAAGUUGCCUACCCAUAUUUCCAUUUCAUGUAAACUCCAAGGAAAAUUAUGUUUACUGGAUUUGUAUAACGGAAAUAACUGAAAUUCCAAGUGAUUUUAAAAUGUUUAACAAGACGGUUGUAUAUUAUUUUCAAGUUAGUAUCCUUAUUAUUAGGCUAAAAAGUGAUGAAUUUGUAGAGUCACACUAUUACGUAUUUUUAAGUGGCCAAUAUAAUGUAUUUGACAAAAAUUAGUUUCGCCUUCAUUUCUUCCAAACUGUCCAACGCUUAUACACCAUAGAUAUAUAUCUAUUAAGCAAUUUGUAAAAAAACAAAAUCAAUUUAAAAUGUACGAGUUUACCAGUUGUUGGAUAUCCUUGAGGCAAAAGAUUUGCAAAAUCUAUUAAAAUAUUUAAGUUUAUAUUUUUGAGAUGCAUUAAAUUGUGUAUUAUUUGUUUAUGAUUUUCAAUCAUACAUUUUAAUCAAUCAAUUUAGAUAUUCUGAAGACACACUUUAUUCCCUUCCUUUCUUAAUUUUAAUCUUAACGCUGGAAACGGUAGUGCUCAUGGUAGCUUAUAAUGCAAUGUUGUUUAUUUUAUUUUAUUAACUACUAUUUUUUUUUAGUUGCGAACGGUCUCAUUUUACCUUUCAAAUCUCACAUUAAGAUGUAUCAAAUACAUUGCUACCCUACCUACUUAAAGCUAAAUUCUAUAUUAAUAAUGAGAACUAUUUAUUUACAAUCUUUAUUUUUGUAAUUUGAAGUUUUUCUAUAAUAUAAUGUAUAUACUUGUAUGAUCUGUGAUAUGAUACGGUAAACAUGUGUGCCAUCUGUGAUGGUUGCAUUGCUACCGGUGUAACUAUAAAAUAUUGAAAUAAUUUAUUAGACGCAGGUAAAAUACUCAGUAUUCAUAUUGAAUAAGUGGUAUAUGUAAAGCUAUAGCUAUCGGAUGUAUAAGGAAUACAAUCUUUGAAAAUGGUGAUUAAAUGACUGGUAAAAUCGGUAGCAUGGAAAUAAUAGAUUCCAGCACUUCUUCAUCCGAUAACUUAGGCAUUAGCAUUGUUAUUUUUUUUCUAUUCUAAAUCGAAACGUAUUGAUGAAAUUUAAUUCAAAUUGAACUGUUAAAAAGUUUUUUAUUGCCAUUUGAACAAAGUUUUAUGUAUUUGAACAAUUGUAUUGAAAAGACAUUUUAAUUGUAUCAGCAUCAACUAUUGUUACAAACAUAAAACUUGGUGCAUAUGUAUGUACUCUCUAACAAGAAACCACGCUCCGCGCUCAAAAUCCAGUAAUUGGAGUUGAACAGACAGUUUUUAUUGUUAAUAUUUGUAAAACUUAGUGUUUUUAUUUUAUUAAAGCAAGAAAGAAAAUACA
Molecule: messenger RNA, 4956 nt
Organism: Anastrepha ludens (Mexican fruit fly)
Lineage: Eukaryota; Metazoa; Arthropoda; Insecta; Diptera; Tephritidae
Gene: Cpsf6
Product: cleavage and polyadenylation specificity factor subunit 6
Exons: 9
Coding region: 418-2466 (682 amino acids)
Biological process (GO): mRNA alternative polyadenylation
Cellular component (GO): mRNA cleavage and polyadenylation specificity factor complex
Molecular function (GO): mRNA binding
Source: RefSeq, a predicted model, not a curated record